This is a messenger RNA of Punctularia strigosozonata HHB-11173 SS5, 850 nucleotides long. RefSeq names its product acetoin reductase family protein. Gene Ontology annotation, molecular function: oxidoreductase activity, acting on the CH-OH group of donors, NAD or NADP as acceptor. Bases 19 to 804 code for a protein of 261 amino acids. The transcript has 9 exons. NCBI's taxonomy places the organism in Eukaryota, Fungi, Basidiomycota, Agaricomycetes, Corticiales, Punctulariaceae. The record is from RefSeq and is a predicted model, not a curated record.
CCAGCACGUUCGUCCCAUAUGCCUUCCGUUAAAGGCGUCGCAAUAGUCACAGGAGCAGGUUCUGGGAUCGGCAGAGGGAUCGCCGUCCAGCUGGCCGAUGACGGUUUCGACCUGGUGGUGAACGAUCUGGUAUCGAGCAAAGAUGCGCUAGACUCUCUGUUAGGCGAGAUUACCGGUCAGGGGAGGCGUGCGGUCGCCUUUACGGGAGACGUAUCGGUGGAACAGGACGUCAUCGACCUCGUGAAAUGCGCCGUGGAUCAGUUCGGCGGAGUGGACGUGAUGGUAGCGAAUGCCGGCGUUAUGCUGACGAAAAAGCUGGUGGACACUACUGUCGAUGACUGGGAUCGUAUAUUUUCCAUCAAUGCUCGCGGUGUAUUCCUCUGCUACAAGUAUGCCGCAGAGCAGAUGAUCAAGCAAGGGAGAGGGGGCCGUCUCAUCGGCCCGUGUUCUAUCGCGGGGAAGAAGGGUUCACCAGAAAUGGCAGCUUACAGUGCGACGAAGUUCGCGAUUCGCGGGCUAACACAGGUAGCAGCUCAGGAAUACGGCCAAUAUGGCAUUACAGUGAAUGCUUACGCGCCGGGUGCCAUCGAGACGCCUUUGCUCAAUAGGGUUGACGAUUAUAACAUCAAGAAAACCGGCGGGGAGAAGGGGUCAGCCAUCGAGGCGAUGAAGAAGAACGCAGCGCUUGGCAGAAAUGGAACACCGAGCGAUGUCGCAGGCCUCGUCUCCUUCCUGGUAACGGACAAGGCUCAGUUCAUCACCGGUCAAAGCAUCCUCAUUGACGGCGGCUUGUUGUUUGACUGAUCGAUCGUAGGGCUAUAAAGCCAAUAACGAAGCAAAUGUAUGUUGC